AAGUGAUUAGAGCAAAUCUGUAAAAUAAAAAUAAUAAGUGUCCUGAAAAAGAAAAAAACAAAAAAAACUUUAAGAAUUAAUGCAAAGUAAAAAUUCAACCCAAAAGUGCUCAAGUUUAGAAAUAGCAAAACAGCAAAAAUAUGGCGAAUAUAAAUAAGAAGCUUGCGUUGAUACAGUUAAUAGCGGUACAUUUAAUAGCAGCGCAGGCAGAUCCGCAACUAGAUUUGCCACCACUGAACCUCGACUCUCAAGGCCCAGAAUUAUUGUACAAUUCACUCACACCCAGAACGGCUGCGAGUCCGCUGCAAGCAUUGGGCGACUUUGAUCGCAGCCAACGCUAUGGACCACCCUAUUCCAGCGAAGGACUCAAUGAUGAUGGCGCUGAUGAUUUUAGGAAUGGCCAAACUUAUGACGAGCGCAUGCGCUACGGUUACACUUACACAGCUAGAGCACAGAAUUUGACCCGUGCUGCAGCCGAUUCACCGUUCAGUGAUUACAACAGCAAUAAUGUGGGAUUGCAACAGCGCGAAAGUCCCCGUUAUCCCAAUCAUAAUUACGAUAACCCCAGCGAUCGCUUCGGCAACAACAACCGUUUUGCAGACGGCUUCGAUGAGCGCCAGCGUGAACGUUACAAUAACGAUAAUCCCGAUCAGGCGCGCUUCAAUAAUCCAAACAAUGACUAUAAUGCACGUUUCAACGGAAAUCAGUCACCAAUUGGCGGCAACUUCGAUCCGAAUAGUCCGUUUAAUACAAACAAUCCGUAUGGCAAUGAUCGUGGCCGUUUUGAUAAUCCUUUUAGGCCGAAUCAAGAUCGUUUCAAUUUGAAUAAUGAACGUUUCUUCGAGAGGCAGCGCUUCCAGCAGGAGCGACGUUAUCAAAUGGAAUUAGAGAAGCUGCGGAAUCUGCUGGUGGAGACUGAUCAUAAGGGUUCACUGGAGUGUACAGCGAAUGUGGGAGCUCAGUGGAAUUUCGAGACAAAUGUGAACGAGCUAACGCAGGCGGAAGCGUUCAAUGCGCAACAACAUUAUGUCGACUUUCUGCGMUUGGUAGCCGAGCAAUCGAAGAAUAUUAACAAAGAUCUGAUACUCGACCGGCGGCUUUAUCGGCAGUUGAUGUUGCAGUCGGAAGCCGGACCCAAUGCCUUACCGAUAGAGACUUUGGAUCGCUAUAAUCGGCUUAUCAAUGAGAUGCUCUACAUCUACAAUGAGGCCACCAUUUGCGCCUAUCAACAGCCCUUUAUCUGCAACCUGCGCUAUAUACCCGAUCUGAAGGAGAUCAUGUCCAAAAGUCGCGACUGGGACGAACUGCAGCACACUUGGGUGGAGUAUCAUCGCAAAGCGGGACGAGAAAUGCGCGAUGGUUAUGAGCAAUUGGUGGAUGUGAUGAACGAAGUGGCCUAUGUAAACAAUGUUACAAAUGGCGGUGAGUUCUGGUAUCUGCCGUAUGAGUCGGCCAACUUUCGUCAGGACGUAGAAAAUGUAUGGGAGCAGAUACGUCCACUAUACGAGGGUCUACAUUCGUAUGUGCGUCGUAAGCUGCGCGAUUACUAUGGACCAAAUCGCAUUAACCGCAUUGCCCCGAUACCCUCACAUAUUCUCGGCAAUAUGUAUGCGCAAUCGUGGUCGAACAUCUUGGAUAUAGUUAUACCGUUUCCUGGUCGUAAAUUGGUCGAUGUAACGCCGCGUAUGAUUGAACAGGGCUAUACGCCGUUGUUAAUGUUCCAAUUGGCGGAGGAGUUUUUCACGUCAAUCAACAUGUCUGCUGUGGGCCCUGAGUUCUAUACUAAUUCUGUGCUCGAGCAACCGUUGGACGGACGUCGUGUACUUUGUGAGCCUUCCGCAUGGGAUUUCUGUAAUCGGCAUGAUUUUCGCGUCAAAACCUGUUCGGAAAUUAGUCAAAAGGGGCUGCUGAGCGCUCACCACGAGAUGGCGCAUAUACAGUACUUUUUACAAUAUCGCCAUUUGCCGAAGGUGUUUCGCAAUGGUGCUAAUCCCGCUUUUCAUCAAGCCAUAGGCGAUGCUAUCAUGCUAUCGGUGUCGACCUCGAAACACUUUCAAACGAUUGGCUUGUUGCAACGUUCUGUGGAUGAGUCCAGUUAUGAUAUAAACUACCUCAUUACAAUGGCAUUGGAUAAGGUCGCCUUCUUACCUUUUGCUUUGGCUCUUGACAACUGGCGUUAUGAUGUCUUCAGCGGGAAUACAAAUAAACAUACGAUGAACUGUCACUACUGGAAUCUGAGAGAACGCUAUGGCGGUAUUAAGCCACCAGUGCUUCGCUCGGAAAAGGACUUCGACUUGGGCGGAAAGUACCACAUACCAGCAAAUAUACCGUAUAUUAAGUGA
Molecule: messenger RNA, 2342 nt
Organism: Bactrocera latifrons
Lineage: Eukaryota; Metazoa; Arthropoda; Insecta; Diptera; Tephritidae
Gene: Ance-3
Product: angiotensin-converting enzyme
Exons: 7
Coding region: 141-2342 (733 amino acids)
Biological process (GO): proteolysis
Cellular component (GO): plasma membrane
Molecular function (GO): peptidyl-dipeptidase activity; metallopeptidase activity
Source: RefSeq, a predicted model, not a curated record